CCGGGUGUCCGUGCUCUGCGUGCUGACCGUGCUGCUAGGAUCAGCCACGGCUGACAUGAGGCCACUCCACGUUAGGGUGGCGUUGGAGCGCGUCAUGGACGGUCCGGGGAUGGAGAACCUGGACCAGGAACAGAAGCUGCUCCUGGUUCGACUCCUGGCCGCUGUCAGUUCGUCUGCUGAUGAGCAGCAAAGCGACCUGGAGGCCGAAGCAAACGAACUGAACCACAGUGAGGCGGACAGCCUGCACGGGUUGCUGGUGUCGCGAGCCCUGAGGGCAGCAGCGGUCGCUGGGAGCCCCCAGCAGCUGCUGCCCCUGGGGCAGAGAGAGCGCAAAGCGGGGUGCAAGAACUUCUUCUGGAAGACUUUCUCCUCUUGCUGAGACACUCUCACAGAGAGACACUCACACACAGAGACACUCACAUAGACACACAUACACACACACAGACACACACA
Messenger RNA from Petromyzon marinus (sea lamprey), 453 nucleotides. It is a transcript of the gene SST, whose product is annotated as somatostatin. Gene Ontology annotation, molecular function: hormone activity. Gene Ontology annotation, biological process: regulation of cell migration. The record is from RefSeq and is a predicted model, not a curated record. Gene Ontology annotation, cellular component: extracellular region. NCBI's taxonomy places the organism in Eukaryota, Metazoa, Chordata, Hyperoartia, Petromyzontiformes, Petromyzontidae.